UCCCUCUAUCCCCGCGCUUCCGCUUCCGGCGCCGUCCCUUCCUUUCCGCCGCGGCGCUGCACGAGGUGUUCCAGGCGGUGCCCGUGCGUCAGCGGCGAGCCGGACAGGAUGCAGAACGACGCCGGGGAGUUUGUGGACCUCUAUGUCCCUCGGAAAUGCUCUGCUAGCAACCGAAUAAUUGGUGCUAAGGAUCAUGCUUCGAUUCAGAUAAAUAUUUCUGAGGUUGACAAGGUAACAGGCAGAGUAAAUGGCCAGUUCAAAACAUAUGCCAUUUGUGGACCAAUUCGUAGAAUGGGUGAAUCUGAUGACUCCAUUCUGCGUCUGGCAAAAAAUGAUGGAAUUGUUUCCAAGAACUUCUAACUGAAGGAACUCCGGUAUGAAAUAUCUGAUGUAAAAUAAACAGUUCGAACCUA
This is a messenger RNA of Cuculus canorus (common cuckoo), 413 nucleotides long. RefSeq names its product ribosomal protein S21 (gene RPS21). Gene Ontology annotation, biological process: endonucleolytic cleavage in ITS1 to separate SSU-rRNA from 5.8S rRNA and LSU-rRNA from tricistronic rRNA transcript (SSU-rRNA, 5.8S rRNA, LSU-rRNA); endonucleolytic cleavage to generate mature 3'-end of SSU-rRNA from (SSU-rRNA, 5.8S rRNA, LSU-rRNA); translation. The record is from RefSeq and is a predicted model, not a curated record. Gene Ontology annotation, cellular component: ribosome; cytosolic small ribosomal subunit. Gene Ontology annotation, molecular function: structural constituent of ribosome. The transcript has 6 exons. The coding region runs from base 109 to 360 and encodes 83 amino acids. Lineage: Eukaryota; Metazoa; Chordata; Aves; Cuculiformes; Cuculidae.